CGAAGUUCGAAGUAAACGGUGAUCGUUUCAAGAACAACCUGGCGGCUCCAUUCGAUCGAAACAACAUCGACCGGUCCGGUUGACGACACCUCCAGCAAUCCCAUUCUCGGCAUGGCAGACGAACAACUGGACAAUGUCGUGGCGGAGACUCGGCCGCGCGCAGGGACCACCAGCGUGCCCAUGAUGCGGUCCCUGACACCUGGCACCGAGUCGGCCUUGCCCAUCUACAAGUUUGUGCUCACAGGCGGUCCUUGCGCAGGGAAGACCACGUCGCUCGAUCGCCUCUCGUCAUACUUUCGGGAGCGUGGCUUCCGCGUGUACAUGGUACCCGAGGCGUCGACGUUGCUACAGACCGGUGGCGCGUACGUCAUGGACUUGAAGGCCACCGACGUGUUGAACUUUCAGUGGCAGAUCCUAUCGACGCAGAUUGCGCUGGAAGACGCGUUUAUGUCAUUGGCCAAAGACACCAACUGCCCGUGCGUGAUCCUGUGUGACCGUGGCGCGAUGGAUGGCUCAGCGUACAUGUCACCCGACCAGUGGGAAGAGCUCAAAGUCCUUCACGACCUCGACACUGUGACGUUGCGUGACACCCGGUACAAUGCCGUGUUUCACUUGGUCACGGCCGCCAACGGUGCCGAGUCGUACUACUCGCUUGAAAACAAUAGCACCCGCUCUGAAACGCUGCAGCAAGCCAUCGACGCCGACAACCGGCUGUGCCACGCAUGGGUUGGCCAUCCCAAAUUUUUUGUAUUUGACAACUCGACGGGGUUCGAGUCGAAAAUGCAGCGAUUGAUCAGCACAGCGGCCAAUUUAACCGGGCUGCCGUCGACGGUCAAAACUGCCAAGAAAUACCUCCUCACGUCCUUGCCGCCGUCGUGGCCCAUCCAUGUCGAAGAGUUCGAGGUCGAAAAGGUUUACUUGUCCGUCUUACCCACCACGGACGGUAAACCACAAAUCUUAAGGGACCAAGGAUUAUGACUUUGUGCGAUGCCGUACGCAAUACGGCCUACCUUCGUACGGGAUGACCACUGUCCGUUACUUGGAGGACUCGGACGAACCAGUGCACUUGAAGCGCGUGCUGAGUGCGCGUGAAUAUGGUUAUGCCGUGCGCCAUCGAAAAGAUCACACCCGCCUCGUGAUCAAACAGCGUCGCAUUUGCUUUCUCUGGAACAACCAGUCGUUCAAUAUUCACUGGUACAAGGAACCGGCGAGCAUUGCAAACCAAGGCAUCGUGCAUGUGCAGGCGUCCGACUCGGAAACGCCCGUGUCGAUCCCAGACUUUUUAGACAUUUCCGAAGAACUCUCGAAAAGCCAUCCAUAUUACUCGGCCUACAACAUUGCCCUAGAAUAACGACUACGACGAGUAGUUAGUUGGUCCUAUCAUCAGACCACGUCAUAGUUAACCAUCCACUUAAUUGUAUUAUUCCGAUCAGAUUGCCAUCGC
Messenger RNA from Aphanomyces astaci, 1444 nucleotides. RefSeq lists its product as hypothetical. The record is from RefSeq and is a predicted model, not a curated record. NCBI's taxonomy places the organism in Eukaryota, Oomycota, Saprolegniomycetes, Saprolegniales, Verrucalvaceae. Gene Ontology annotation, molecular function: GTP binding; phosphatidylinositol binding; phosphatidic acid binding. The transcript is spliced from 8 exons. Bases 112 to 978 code for a protein of 288 amino acids.